AUGGGUGAUCUCCUCAUCCUCACAGAAUUGGUGAAAAUGUAUGGUCGAUUCUUUCAGAACGUCGUAAAGACGAUCUCAAAGAUCUCCAUGAUGACAACAAAAAGGGUUGAUGCAUUGGGAUGGAAAGGCUUGUCGCCUCUACAAAAAUGCACUGCAGCCAUGCGUAUGUUGGCUUAUGGAGUAUAUGCUGAUGUUGUUGAUGACUAUGUGCGAAUUGAUGUGUCCACCGCGAUUGAAUGUUUGAAAAAGUUUGUCACUGAUGUGGUUUUGGUAUUCAAAAGUGAAUACUUGCGAAAACCAAACUUGAAUGAUGUACAACACCUAUUACAGAUGGGGGAUGCUCGUAGUUUUCCCGAUAUUUUAGGUAGUAUUGACUGUAUGUAUUGGCAGUGGAAAAAUUGCCCAAAAGCAUGGAAAUGGAUGUUUUUGAGUGGUCACAAAGGGGUACCAACGCUCCUACUUCAAGCACUUGCAUCGUCCGAUCUAUGGAUAUGGCAUGCAUUUUUUGGAUUUGCCGGUUCUAAUAAUGACAUAAAUGUAUUAGAUCGGUCACCUUUAUUCGAUGAAGUACUAUAA
Impatiens glandulifera is the source of this 576-nucleotide messenger RNA. RefSeq lists its product as uncharacterized. The record is from RefSeq and is a predicted model, not a curated record. NCBI's taxonomy places the organism in Eukaryota, Viridiplantae, Streptophyta, Magnoliopsida, Ericales, Balsaminaceae. The coding region runs from base 1 to 576 and encodes 191 amino acids. The transcript has 2 exons.